Messenger RNA from Solanum pennellii, 1023 nucleotides. Its product is annotated as serine/arginine-rich splicing factor SR45a. The transcript is spliced from 7 exons. Gene Ontology annotation, biological process: positive regulation of mRNA splicing, via spliceosome. Gene Ontology annotation, cellular component: spliceosomal complex. The coding region runs from base 137 to 805 and encodes 222 amino acids. The record is from RefSeq and is a predicted model, not a curated record. NCBI's taxonomy places the organism in Eukaryota, Viridiplantae, Streptophyta, Magnoliopsida, Solanales, Solanaceae. Gene Ontology annotation, molecular function: RNA binding.
AACAAUUAGAACAAAACCCUCCGUCCAAACAAAGCGUAAGAGGAAAUCUAUGCCCUUACCCAUCACACACACAACACAGCAGCGUCUUGCAGAAAAAUCGUUUGCUUCGAUUUAGGGUUUUCUCGUAUCCUGGAAAAUGGCUGAUUCUCCUCGCCAAAGGUAUUCACGCUCUCCUUCUCCUUGGGAAGAAAAGUCGAGAUCUAGAUCUAGAUCAAGGUCUAGAUCUCCACCUGGGUCAUAUUCAAGGCCAAAGGAAAGAUCCAGGUCUAGAUCAAGGUCAAGAAGCCGUGGAAGGGAAGAAGUUUCUAAUCCUGGAAACACACUUUAUGUGACUGGAUUGUCUACAAGGGUCACGGAAAGGGACCUGGAGGAGCAUUUCUCAAAGGAGGGGAAGGUGAAAUCAGUUUUUCUUGUCAUGGAGCCCCGUUCUCGGAUUUCUCGUGGUUUUGCUUUUAUAACAAUGGAUAGUCUGGAGGAUGCUAAUCGUUGCAUUAAACACCUUAAUCAGUCUGUUCUUGAAGGCCGUUACAUCACAGUGGAAAAGUCUCGGAGGAAACGCGCAAGGACUCCUACGCCUGGUCACUAUCUGGGGCUUAAGAAUGCAAGGGAUGAUGGUUAUCGUGGAGACCGUGGCAGGUAUAGAGAUCGUGAGGACUAUGGGUACCGAAGAUCUCCAAGGCAUUCACCAUAUAGAGGUGGACGAGAUUAUUCACCUAGGCGUUCGCCUUAUGGUGGAAGGUCAAGAAGGGAGCGUUCUAGGUCAUAUUCUCCUUAUGGAAGGAGCUAUCCUCGUGGUCCCAGAUAGGUAUAAGCCCCAGUUACAAUGUAAAACUGCUACAAGGAUCGUUAUAGUGUGGUUUGUCUAGGCUGGUGUGUUUAUGUAUUGUGCUUUAUCUCUACCUGACUUCCUUAUUGUACCUUAAGUUUGCAACAAGGUUUAAGUAGUGACAUUAUGAACCCUGGGAAAUAUAAUUCUACUGUUGAUUUGAUGGAAGCUUUAAUUGAAAGUUUGUGAUUCUUGUA